AUGCUACAAGCCAUGUCGUUGGAGUUGGCGACUGAAUAUAAGAUUCAAGUGGCUUGCGUUCAGGAAACUAGGUGGAAGUGGCAAAAAGAAAGCGUUUUAAAGGGUUAUAAGCUAUGGUAUGCAAGUUUGGGUGGAAAGCGAAGUGGAGUUGGUAUUCUUGUAGCUAAUGAUAUCCUAAAGCAAGUGGUAGAAGUUAGGAGGUGCAAUGAUAGGAUUACGCUAAUUAAAAUAGUAGUAAGAGAAAACAUUAUAUCGAUCAUUAGUCCGUAUAUGCCGCAAGUUGGGCUAGACGAGGAAGUCAAACGUGGAGACUUCAAUGGACAUAUAGGUAAGGAGGCAGUUAACUGUAACUCAGUUGAUGCCGGGUUUGGUUAUGAUGUAAGGAAUGAGAGUGGAGAGAUCUUGUUUGAGUUUGCGUUAGCAAAGAAGUUAGUUAUAGCAAACUCGAUCUUUAGAAUGAAGGAUGAGCACUUGAUUACGUACAAGAGUGGUAGGCAUGCAAUGCAAAUUGACUAUUGUUUAGUACGGAAGGUUGAUCUGAGCUAA
This is a messenger RNA of Amaranthus tricolor (Joseph's coat), 546 nucleotides long. RefSeq lists its product as uncharacterized. Gene Ontology annotation, biological process: chromatin remodeling. Gene Ontology annotation, cellular component: nucleus. The coding region runs from base 1 to 546 and encodes 181 amino acids. The record is from RefSeq and is a predicted model, not a curated record. The transcript has 2 exons. NCBI's taxonomy places the organism in Eukaryota, Viridiplantae, Streptophyta, Magnoliopsida, Caryophyllales, Amaranthaceae.